This is a messenger RNA of Salmo salar (Atlantic salmon), 5138 nucleotides long. RefSeq names its product sphingosine-1-phosphate receptor 3b (gene s1pr3b). Gene Ontology annotation, molecular function: sphingosine-1-phosphate receptor activity. Gene Ontology annotation, biological process: G protein-coupled receptor signaling pathway. Gene Ontology annotation, cellular component: membrane. NCBI's taxonomy places the organism in Eukaryota, Metazoa, Chordata, Actinopteri, Salmoniformes, Salmonidae. The record is from RefSeq and is a predicted model, not a curated record.
UGGAAGAAAGAGGGGCAGGCUACUUCAGUACAGAUGUAGAGAAAUGUGUAAAGACAAAUACUGAAACUUCUGCAAGAAGAACUUUGGGGGUGAAGGAAUAACGUUGUAGACUCGUAUUAUUACUAAAUGAAGAGGAUUUAUCACCACCACUUGAAGAAAUGUAAAAAAUAUUUAAUUAUCUGAAAGAAGCUUGGAUGAAGUCGAGUAACUUUCGCGCGUCGCUGGAAAGGAUCUCUGAAAUCGGCUCCAGACUAGAGCAUCUGACGCUGGUCCAUCACUUUUCAGCUCAGCUGUAAAAGGUGGGAUAUUCGUCGAUCUCACUCAAAAAAGGACUUUUAAUACGCCUCUUUACUCAUCUCUGCUGGACAUUUGUGGAAUAACAGCUUGAAAACCAGAGACGAUGAACCAGCAGAUAUUUAUCCACUAUAACUACACAGGGAAGCUGGAAAACCGUCAGAAUGGAAAAAUCACAGGUGGUGGCGUCACCUUGGAUGCUAAAACCAUCGUGUUCCUCAUCAUCUGUUGCUUCAUAAUCCUGGAGAACCUGAUUGUUCUAGUAGCAAUAUGGAAAAACCACAAGUUCCACAACCGCAUGUACUUCUUCAUAGCCAACCUGGCGUUGUGUGACCUUCUGGCUGGGGUGGCUUAUAUCGUCAACCUCCUCAUGUCAGGGGAGAAGACCCUUCACCUGUCUCCAGUGUUGUGGUUUGUGAGGGAAGGGAGCAUGUUUGUAGCCCUGGGGGCUUCCACAUUCAGUCUCCUGGCUAUAGCUAUAGAGAGACAUCUGACCAUGAUUAAAAUGAGGCCCUAUGAUGCCAGUAAGAAUUACAGGGUGUUCUUGCUCAUAGGGACCUGCUGGCUCAUAGCGAUAUCCCUGGGAGCAUUGCCCAUCCUGGGGUGGAACUGCUUGGACAACCUCCCUGACUGCUCCACAGUCCUACCGCUCUAUACCAAGAAGUACGUGGCCUUCUGCAUCAUCAUCUUCAUGGCCUUGCUGCUGGCCAUGUCCGUCCUGUACAUACGCAUCUACAUGUUGGUGAGGACCAGCAGUCGCAAGGUGACGAAACAUUCGAACUCAGAGCACUCCAUGACCCUCCUCCGUACUGUCAUCAUCGUGGUCGGCGUCUUCAUUGCAUGCUGGACGCCCAUCUUCGUCCUCCUCCUCAUUGAUGUGGCCUGCGAGCAUCGCUGCUGCACCAUCCUCUACAAGGCCGACUACUUCAUAGCCCUGGCCGUGCUCAACUCUGCCAUGAACCCUGUUAUCUACACCUUGGCCAGCAGGGAGAUGAGGAGAGCCUUCUUUAGCUUGGUCUGUGGCUGUCUGAUAAAGGGGAAGGUCUCCAGCAGCGGUGAGCCCAAUAAGCCCAGUAACCUGGAGCACAGCAGGAGCACAGCAGGAGCACAGCAGGAGCACAGCCCAUAAUAAUCCUAACAACCACAGCAGGGCAGAUGAGCAGCAGAAGAACAGGGACAGUAGUCUGAAUAUUAUAGUGGCACAGACCUUGAUAAAGAGUCCAACAUCAUCGUGCGCCAAUGUGGCCAAUGGAGAGGAGGGUUGAGGUUUUCUGCUGGGCCCUGAACCUCCAUAUCCAAAUCAUUCUGAAUGAACACAAGAGACUACGAAGUGUGGCAACGCGAGACAUUGUAGCCCUAUGCUGUGCAUAGGAUGGAGAGACAUUGAAGGCCUAUAAUGUAACUAUACUGACAAAAGAUAUAAACGCAACAUGUAUAGUGUUGGCCCCAUGUUUCAUGAGCUGAAAUAAGAGGCCCUACAUUUUCCAUACGCUUUUUGUAGCUUAUUUCUCUUCAAUUUUGCACACAAAUGCUUACUGCAGGAAUGUCCACCAGAGCUGUUGCCAGACAAUUUAAUGUUAAUUUCUCUACCAUAAGCCGCCUCCAACGUCGUCAUAGAGAAUUUGGCAGUACGUAUGAUGCGUUUCUAUUUUUGUUCAGUAUAUUUAGCCGAAUUACUUCAUAACCACAAACAAGCACUUGGCUCUCCCUCUCUGUGAGGGUAGAGGGUCCAGAAACUGUCCAGACCAGAUAAACACUGUGCAGUCGAGAUAUAGGGGGCUAUAUUAAAUUCGGCACCUUUUUAAAGGUAACGUUUUCUGCUUUCGCAGAGACUGCAUUCAUGGUAAACGCUGCAUAUGUUUAAUUACCUUUAAAUGUCAAAUCGCUCUAUGACGCAGAUAUUCCGCGGUCCAAAUUUAAUCUAGGCCAUAAACUACAGUGAAGCUGUAGACUGCCACUAUACUGUAGGUCCUGUAAAGCACGCAUGGUGGGCUGGGAUGGUAAACAGAUGGUUAUUUUACAUUCAUUGUAAAUGUAACUCUUGAAAAAAGCUAUUUAUUAUUUUUUUGUUUGUCAUACUUUGACAUAUGUGUACAGUUUUUCCUAAAUACUGUUACUCUACAUUAUAAACUGUGUGGUUCGAGCUCUGAAUGCUGAUUGGCCGACAGCUGUGGUAUAUCAGACCGUAUACCACGGGUAUGACAAAACAUUUAUUUUUACAGCUCUAAUUAAGUUGGUAACCAAUUUAUAAUAGCAAUAAGGCACCUUGGGAGUUUGUGGUAUAUGGCCAAUAUACCAUGGCUAAGGGCUGUAUCCAAGCACUCGUCGUGCCUAAGAACAGCCCUUAGCCAUGGUUUAUUGACCAUAUACCACACCCCCUCGGGCCUUAUUGCUUAAUUAUACAAUGGUAGCAUGCUCUUUGUUUUAUUGUGUAAAACGAUUGUAUUUAACCAGAUGAUUUGCUCAACAUUAUGCUACUACCUGUACUGUAGCAUCAUUUAACUGUUAAUAUGUCUAUGAGCUCAUGGAAGCUUCCCUGUAGCAGAGCUAAACCAGGUUGAAGUGAAGCUUCCCUGUAGCAGAGCUAAACCAGGUUGAAGUGAAGCUUCCCUGUAGCAGAGCUAAACCAGGUUGAAGUGAAGCUUCCCUGUAGCAGAGCUAAACCAGGUUGAAGUGAAGCUUCCCUGUAGCAGAGCUAAACCAGGUUGAAGUGAAGCUUCCCUGUAGCAGAGCUAAACCAGGUUGAAGUGAAGCUUCCCUGUAGCAGUGCUAAACCAGGUUGAAGUGAAGCUUCCCUGUAGCAGAGCUAAACCAGGUUGAAGUGAAGCUUCCCUGUAGCAGUGCUAAACCAGGUUGAAGUGAAGCUUCCCUGUAGCAGAGCUAAACCAGGUUGAAGUGAAGCUUCCCUGUAGCAGAGCUAAACCAGGUUGAAGUGUUGACUGGAGGUUGCAGGGCACCACCCUCUGCUGCUAUGUACUAAAGCAGUGGUCACCAACCUUUUCUGAGUCCAGACCAAUUUCUGAGUCCAAAAGCAAACCGCUCAGAUUUUUUAUUUACAUGACUUAAAAAAUGUAAGCCUAUGCAACAUUAACCAAUUAAAAACAGUACUGUAGUAAUGAGGUUUGUGCAGUAGGCUAUAGGCCCAAUACAUUAUCACUGUAUAUUGGCUAGGCUUGAAUUACCCUGCCAAUGUUGUUUUUCGCAGGACAUUCUAAAAUUAUAUUUCAACAUUGUAGGUAUAUGAUCAGACUGGUAAUAGAUAAUUUGAUGUAUUACUUGUGAGUGACAAAAUAAUAAUAUUUUUUGAUUUUACUGUACUGAUGGCCUGCAUCUGAUGGUCAGUCUGAGGGGAGGGAGGGAGCAGCGGUGAAGCAGCCUCUCAAACGACUCACCGUCCCUCCCUCCUCUGAGAAAAGGGUAAACAGUCUUCCAGCUGAUGGCAAAACUCAAAGUCGCACUGCAUUAUUUCUGCCUCAUGCACCCACGGCUGAGUGAGCAUAAUAAUUCGCUUUUUUUUUUUACUGUACUGAUGGCCUGCAUCUGAUGGUCAGUCUGAGGGGAGGGAGGGAGCAGCGGUGAAGCAGCCUCUCAAACGACUCACCAUCCCUCCUCUGAGAAAAGGGGACACAGUCUUCCAGCUGAUGGUGAAACUCAAGUCGCACCACAUUAUUUCUGCCUCAUGCACCAAUUCAUGCUGUUACUCCUAUGACCAGAGAAAGUGUCAUUUUCCUUGAUAUUGAAAAAGACACAAGCUGCUAAUAAUAACUAAGGCUUAUUAAAACACUUUCCUACUCAUUCAUUGCAGCUGCAGUGCUGGUUGUAGAAUGAGUGGAAGUAGGGAGAACACGCAUUUUAUGGUUUAUGAAAGUGUUGACGUUGCUGAAUAACAACUUAAACAUGUACUUAGUUGUAAAAACAGCAGCUCUUUGCUGUAUUCAUCGAGUCUCUCUCUCGAGUCAUGGUUUUAAGUGUUUUGAAAUCUCACAGUAUCAACUUUGCUGUGCAUUUGAGGCUUCUUUUUACAGCCUAUGGCUCGAGGAAACUGCAGACACGGUAAGCUGAGCUAUCUGAUUGGCCAGCGGUAGGCCUAUAGGGGAACUUGAUUUUCUCUCUGGGCCUGCCGGGUACGUGGAGUUCCACCUUCAAGCACAUGAAACGGUUCAAAAUGGAAACACUUUUUUUCCUUUCUGGCGCUAUGGCUGCGGAAUCAUGUGCACCUACCACCAACAGCGCUAAACCAAAAAAUGACAUAGGAACGCAAGUCCUUAUCAUUGUUUUUGACAGAAAUGUUUGGUGAUCGACUAUGAAUGCCUUGGAGAUCGACCACUGAACUAAAGAGACUUUUCAGUUCAUCUAUUCAGCUGACAAUUGCUCAAGACAAACAUAAACAAACUUCUCAAAUAAGACAAAUAUUUUUCAGACAUAACAGUAAAUUUUACACAUUAAGUGGUUCAGUUGGAAUGCAAUUAAUCGGAAUACUGUAUGUAGAAAACAGCAUUUGAUAUAAAACAAUCGAUUGAUGUUAUCACUGAUGUUAUCACUACAUACGUUUGCUGUGCAUUGAGGCACAUAUACCGCAUGCUGUUUAAUGGGAGUCAGUGGAACUGCAUGGAAAAUAGUAUGACUGUUCAUCAAACAAAAAAAGAACAUUCACGGUUUUAUUGCCAACAGUCAUACAGAAUGAUGAUAACUCAUACAACCAAAGACUAAAUCUGUAAACAUUGUUUGGACUCAUUUCUUUGUUUUUUUUUUAUUUUUUACUUGUUCCAAAAUGUGUUUUUGUGGUCCUUCUGACAAAAAGACUCAUCAUAUUCAGAAUUUGGAAACUAGAGAGAGAGAAAAAC